UCCACCACUGAGACUCAGACUCUGCUCCAGCCAUCCAGAAGCUACAGGUGCUUCCUCCUAGAAUCCCCAAUGGAAUUCAGUCGCAGAAACUUCCACAGAGGCUUGAGUUCCUCCCCACAGACCUCUGCACUCAGCAUGAGUGGCUCCAUGUAUAGGAAGGAGGACAUGCAGUACUUUGGGGCUGCACCCAGCGUCUAUGGGGGAGCUGGAGGUCAGGGCAUCCGCAUCUCAACCUCCAGGCAUAUGAGGGGCUAUGGGGGUGAUCACACCAAAGGAAACCUGUUUGUUGGUAAUGAGAAGACAACCAUGCAGAACCUAAAUGACCGCCUAGCAAGCUACCUAGCAAAAGUGCAGUCCCUGGAAAAGUCCAACUCCAAGCUUGAAUCGCUGAUCAAGGAGUGGUAUAAAACAAACACGCCCAGCGCCAAGGACUACAGUGCAUAUUACAAACAAAUGGAAGAGCUGCAAAAGCAGAUUAAAAAGGCACAACUGGAAAAUGCUCGUUGUGUCCUGCAGAUUGAUAAUGCCAAACUGGCUGCUGAGGACUUCAGGCUGAGGUAUGAGACUGAAAGGGGGAUCCGCCUAACAGUGGAGAGUGAUCUCCAAGGCCUGAAUAAGGUCUUGGAUGAUCUAGCCCUAACUAGAAAAGACUUGGAGAUUCAAGUUAAAGAACUGAGUAAAGACCUGGAUAUCCUCAAAAAAGAACAUCAAGAGGAAGUGGACAGCCUACACAGACACCUGGGCAAUACUGUCAGUGUAGAAUUGGAUGCUGCUCCAGCCCUGAACCUUGGUACCACCAUGAAUGAAAUGAGGCAGAAGUAUGAAGUAAUUGCCCAAGAGAACCUUCAGAAGGCCAAAGAACAGUUUGAGAAACAGACUGAAUCUCUGCAGCAACAAGUCAUAGGGAGCAAUGAAGAGUUAAAAGAAGCUGAGUUUCAAGUAAAGGAGCUGAGACGCACCUACCAGAACCUGGAGAUAGAACUGCAGUCCCUCCUCAGUCUGAAAGAAACCUUGGAGCAUACACUAGACAACACCAAAGAUUGUUACAGUCACAAACUGGCCACCAUCCAGACAGUACUGGACAACCUAGAAGUCCAACUGACGCAGAUACGGGCCGAGACAGAAUACCAGAGCAACGAAUACAAUAUUCUCUUUGACAUAAAGACCCGACUUGAGCAGGAAAUUGCUACUUACCGCCGCCUUCUGGAAGGGGAAGAUGACGGCAGAUGCAAAAUCACAAUUCCAGAUGAUCAGAUACACAUUGAAGAGGAGAAAGAUAUAAAGAGAACAAGGAAGAUUAAGACAGUCGUGGAAGAAGUGGUGAAUGGCAUGGUUGUGUCAAGUGAAACCAGAGAGGUGGAAGAAAAUAUGUAAACUGCUACCUGGAGAUGCUGCUGAGAGUUUGAAAGAAAUGUAGUUAUAGUUUUUGCUCCCUGUAAGAAAGCGGCCAUCAGAAGACACCAUUAGUGCUUUGUGGUAAUCCGAGGGGGACAAAAGCCCAUUUAUCAGUCUCCAUAAUUGAAUAUAAGUUGUUUUACUCAGAGGAGCUGCAAAUCACCUACAAAAAUGAAAUCCAUUGGGCACUAGGAUAUUUAAAAACAUCACUACCACCAUCUUUACUAUGAAACACAUUAAUUAUAAGCUAGAGACCACCUACUAUCAAUUCGUUAAUGUUCCUGAAAAAUUAUAGCACAUUUGAAUUACUCUAAACCUUAUAGAGCAGACGAGUACCUGAAAAUCACAAAUGAACUGCUCUAACUUUUCCUGUUUCUAAAUUGCAAAAUCUCCUUUCAGGGGCCUUUAGAUUCUUAAAUGAGCCUAUUUCUUGGUUGAUUUCAUUAGAUUUGUAAUAUUGGUACCAUCCUACUAGCUUGGAGUUACACUUGCAUUUUUUUCAUGGUCUCCACUGCCUUUUAAAAACUCAACUCAGGGGAUGCCUGGGUGGGUCAGUGGUUGAGCAUCUGCCUUUGGCUCCGGUCAUGAUCCUGGCUCCAGGAUUGAGUCCCGCAUCAGGCUCCCUGCAGGGAUCCUGCUUCUCCCUCUGCCUAUGUCUCUGCCUCUCUCUGUGUGUCUCUCAUGAAUAAAUAAAUAAAUCUUAAAAAAAUAAAUAAAAUAAAAUUCAACUCAGUUCUUCAAGUAAUUUGAGUCAGACUCUAAUCACAAAUGCUGAGCAGAAUUUGAAUGAAGCACAUUAUGCUUGUAAUGGGAGUAGAUUAAACACAAAAUUAGUGAAACUCUUCUUAAGGCAGAAUGCUUCUCCUUAAGAUAAUAAACUGCAUAAAGCAUCAGGUGUUCUCUCUCUUUAUGGGGUGAACGUGUGUUAUGAAAUGUUUCUCACUGUUUUUUUAAAAACAGCUUUAAUGAAAUAUAAUUCACACACCAUAAAAUCCAUCCUUGUAAAGUACACAAUUCAGUGGUCUUCAAUAUGUUCACAGGAUUGUGCAACUAUUGCCACUGUCCAGUUUUAGGACAUUUCACCACUGAGAAAAGAAACCCCAAUAGGAGUCACCCCCCCCAACCCACCUUCCCCCCCAGCCCUGGCAACCACUAAUUGACUUCCUCUCUAUGAAUUUGCCUACUCCAGACAUUUCCUACAAAUGGAAUCAUACAGUGUUUUCUUUUGUACAAAAAUGUUCAUAGCAGCAUUAUUCAUAAUAGACCCAAAGUGGAAACAACUCAAAUGUCCAUUAAUUGAUCAAAGGAUAAAGUGGAGUAUGUCCUUACAAAAAAAUAUUAUCUAGCAAGAGAAAUAACAAAAUACUGAUACAUAAUGCAACAGGGAUGAACCUUGAAAACGCUAUGCUUACUGAAGGAAGUCAGACACAAAAAAGACUAUUCUCUCCCAUUUUGCAUUUCUGUGAGCAGUAACUGCCUUGCAAAUAUUUACAGGAAAAAUCAUUUUGCCCUCUCUCCUUGUAUUCUAGUAAAUUAAUAGCUUGGAUUUAAAUUUUGAUAUAUAAGUUUAUAAGUCAAUGGAUUUUGAGUGUGAUUAUAUUGAAAAUAAUAAUGUGAUUCACUUAAGGAUAAUAAUAUCUACCAUUUAUUGAGCACUUUGAACUAAACAGUAUGCUAGGCAUUUUAUAGGCACUUCUCAUUUAAUUUUCACAAUAAUCCCAUGAAAUAGAAGCUAUUACGUUGAAUCGUAGGAAUUUGUCAAUAUGUAAAAAUAAAAUAAAAAAUAAAUUUAAAAAAA
Canis lupus familiaris (dog) is the source of this 3193-nucleotide messenger RNA. It is a transcript of the gene KRT20, whose product is annotated as keratin 20. The record is from RefSeq and is a predicted model, not a curated record. Gene Ontology annotation, molecular function: structural molecule activity. The coding region runs from base 70 to 1374 and encodes 434 amino acids. The transcript is spliced from 8 exons. NCBI's taxonomy places the organism in Eukaryota, Metazoa, Chordata, Mammalia, Carnivora, Canidae.